This is a messenger RNA of Eublepharis macularius, 1912 nucleotides long. RefSeq names its product serine/threonine kinase receptor associated protein (gene STRAP). Gene Ontology annotation, molecular function: RNA binding; protein binding. The coding region runs from base 133 to 1185 and encodes 350 amino acids. Gene Ontology annotation, cellular component: SMN complex. The transcript has 10 exons. The record is from RefSeq and is a predicted model, not a curated record. NCBI's taxonomy places the organism in Eukaryota, Metazoa, Chordata, Lepidosauria, Squamata, Eublepharidae. Gene Ontology annotation, biological process: spliceosomal snRNP assembly.
CCACCGGCAGCGCCUGUCCGCCCAGCGCCUGGGCCAGUUGGUUGGCGUGGCUGAGGCGAGCGGCGCUGCUGCCCGUCCGUCCCUCCCUCCCCGCGGCCUUCCUCUCGCCUUCAGGCCUCCCCUGCUGCCGCCAUGGCCAUGAGGCAGACCCCGCUGACCUGCUCCGGCCACACGCGGCCCGUGGUGGACUUGGCCUUCAGCGGCAUCACCCCCUUCGGCUACUUCCUCAUCAGCGCCUGCAAGGAUGGAAAGCCUAUGCUGCGCCAGGGAGACACAGGAGAUUGGAUUGGGACAUUCCUCGGUCAUAAAGGCGCUGUCUGGGGUGCUACUUUGAAUCAGGAUGCCACGAAAGCAGCUACGGCAGCUGCAGAUUUCACAGCCAAAGUAUGGGAUGGCAUUUCAGGAGACGAGCUGAUCACUUUGGCUCACAAGCACAUUGUCAAAUCUGUGGACUUCAGUCAGGACAGCAAUUACCUGUUGACAGGGGGACAAGACAAGAUACUGCGUAUCUAUGACUUAAGCAAACCAGAGGCAGAACCUCAAGUGGUCCCUGGCCACACGUCUGGUAUUAAGAAGGCUCUGUGGAGCAGUGACGACAGACAGAUCCUUUCAGCCGAUGAUAAAACUGUCAGGCUCUGGGACCGAAGUACGUUGACAGAAGUGAAGGCCAUCAACGUUGCCAUGUCUGUGAGCAGCAUGGAGUAUGUCCCAGAAGGGGAGAUACUGGUGAUUACUUAUGGAAGGACCAUCGCCUUUCACAGUGCAGAAACCCUGGAGCAGAUUAAGUCAUUUGAAGCGCCUGCAACAAUUAAUUCUGCAUCACUGCACCCUGAGAAAGAAUGUCUAGUUGCAGGCGGCGAAGACUUCAAACUUUAUAAGUACGAUUAUAAUACCGGAGAAGAGCUAGAAUCUUACAAGGGGCACUUUGGGCCCAUUCACUGUGUCAGAUUUAGCCCAGAUGGAGAGCUGUACGCUAGUGGCUCUGAGGAUGGAACACUAAGAUUGUGGCAGACGACAGUAGGCAAGACAUAUGGUCUCUGGAAAUGUGUGAUUCCUGAAGAGGAAGGUGGAGAGCUGGUGAAACCAAAGGUCAGCCUUCCAGGGACUGCAGAAGAAGAACUAGAAGACCUUGGCUCCGAAAAUCCAGAUUCCAUCUACAGUUCGACCCCUGAAGUUAAGGCUUGAGCUUCACAGCUGUCAACUGCAACACACGGACAUUUUGAGACAAAAAUCAAGAAAGCAGCAGUAUGCAGCGGCCUCCCAGGGUGCACACUGUACCUAAGGCACAGAUGGGCAGUCAUUGACGAGAAUGCAUAGGAACUGAUCGUCUUUAAAGAGCAGGGAGAGUGGUGCAAGUCAAACAGCGUUGGGUUUUGCCAUCUUCCGGCACCACUGCCUGUUGCCUUUUCUGAAUGUAAAACAGCGGCAGAGAUCCAGUUCCUCCAACUUCAGUUAACUCAUUCUAGCGUUUAUUAUUAAGAAGUGUAACAGCUUCUAGUAGAGUGUGUGCUCUGAAACGGGGAAGUGUCGGCAGAAGAUGGGUUGUAUUGGUUAAAAAAACAUUAAUUUGGGGUUUCGUUUUGGGUUCUGUUUGUUGUACAUUGCUUCUGCUUUCAACAGCCUAAAUAAAAUGCCUCUGUCGCAGCCACCCAGGAUCCCACGGAGGCUUAUGCAAGGGAGAUGCUAGACCAUCUGUUUUCAAACAAUACAGUGUUGAGCGUUUGAGCUGUUAUUUAAGAGGAGGGAGCUAAGAGUGGCUCGUGGUUUUGCACGGUGGUUGCGUGCCCUGCUGUUCUGAGGCUUGUAUUUUUUUUUCUUUUCAGUAAACUUUUCUAUUCAAAAGUAUCCCUCGAAAAAUAACGUGGAAGAUGCAUGUACGAUAACUGCCGUGAUUAAACAUAAUACCCUGUUG